Molecule: messenger RNA, 378 nt
Organism: Nicotiana tabacum (common tobacco)
Lineage: Eukaryota; Viridiplantae; Streptophyta; Magnoliopsida; Solanales; Solanaceae
Source: RefSeq, a predicted model, not a curated record
AUGCAGAGCACAGGGGCAUUUACAUUGUGUUCUGGAUUAUCAGUAUGGAAUGCCUUAGUAUUUGAGAUUGUGAUGACUUUUGGGCUUGUUUACACUGUUUAUGCCACUGCUAUUGACCCAAAAAAGGGAGAUUUGGGUGUGAUUGCUCCAAUUGCCAUUGGUUUCAUUGUCGGGGCCAACAUUCUUGUUGGUGGGGCCUUUGAUGGAGCCUCAAUGAACCCUGCUGUUUCUUUUGGGCCUGCUUUGGUUAGCUGGACUUGGACUCAUCAGUGGGUUUACUGGGCUGGGCCCAUAAUUGGUGCUGGGCUUGCUGGUGUUGUCUAUGAACUUUUUUUCAUCAACCACUCUCAUGAGCAAGUGCCUAGUGCUGAGUAUUAA